Messenger RNA from Lontra canadensis (Northern American river otter), 2480 nucleotides. RefSeq names its product 5-hydroxytryptamine receptor 2C (gene HTR2C). Gene Ontology annotation, biological process: feeding behavior; locomotory behavior; chemical synaptic transmission. Gene Ontology annotation, molecular function: neurotransmitter receptor activity; G protein-coupled serotonin receptor activity. The coding region runs from base 710 to 2086 and encodes 458 amino acids. The transcript has 6 exons. Gene Ontology annotation, cellular component: plasma membrane; dendrite. The record is from RefSeq and is a predicted model, not a curated record. Lineage: Eukaryota; Metazoa; Chordata; Mammalia; Carnivora; Mustelidae.
CGCGGGGUAGGCGCUCUGGUGCUCGCCGAGGAAGCUCACAGCCUACGGCGCACCAAUCUUUCUGAUCCUGCCUUUGGAGCAGCUAGAUUGCCAACCUUGGCUGCUCCAUCGGCCUGCCGCCCCUUACCUGCGAUUGCAUAUGAACUUUUCUUCCUUCUUGCACACCGUUGUCGUCGGAGUCGUCGAGAUCGUCGUGGCGCUCGCGUGAUGGCCUUCGUCCGUUUAGAGUAGUGUAGUUAGUUAGGGGCCAUCGAAGAAGAAAGAAGACGCGAAUAGUGCAGAGAUGCUGGAGGUGGUCAGUUACUAAGCUAGAGUAAGAUAGUGGAGCAAAACCAGCCAAACCUGUCCGGGGGCGCACGGUCGCCCAGAGGAGGUCGACUCGCCGGUGCUUACUAUCGCGCCGAGCUCCCUCCGUCCCUCCCUCCGCCGAGGCGCGAGAUUGCGGCGCGCAGCGCAGCGCAGCGCACUGACUGCCGCGGGCUCCGCUGGGCGAUUGCAGCCGGGUCCGUUUUUCGUCUAGCUGCCGCCGCGGCGACCGUUGCCUUGUCUUCCUCCCGGACGCUUGUGAGAUAUCAUCCAAUAUCCAUGAGCAUCUAUAGGCCAACUGUCACCAUCCUUCAAAAAUAAUUAAAGGAUGGAAUUAUGAAUCCAAUCUGUUAAAUUUCCUCUUCACAAUUUUAAACUUUGGUUGCUUAACACUGAAGCAAUCAUGGUGAACCUGAGGAAAGCGGUGCAUUCGUUCCUUGUGCACCUAAUUGGCCUACUGGUUUGGCAAUGCGAUAUUUCUGUGAGCCCUGUUGCAGCUCUAGUAACUGACAUUUUCAAUACCUCCGAUGGUGGACGCUUCAAAUUCCCAGACGGGGUACAAAACUGGCCAGCACUUUCAAUCGUCAUCAUAAUAAUCUUGACAAUAGGUGGCAACAUUCUCGUUAUCAUGGCAGUAAGCUUGGAAAAGAAACUGCACAAUGCCACCAACUAUUUCUUAAUGUCCCUAGCCAUUGCUGAUAUGCUAGUGGGACUACUUGUCAUGCCACUGUCUCUGCUUGCAAUCCUUUAUGAUUAUGUCUGGCCACUACCUAGAUAUUUGUGCCCCGUCUGGAUUUCUUUGGAUGUUUUAUUUUCUACAGCGUCCAUCAUGCACCUCUGCGCUAUCUCGCUGGAUCGGUAUGUAGCAAUACGUAAUCCUAUUGAGCAUAGCCGUUUCAAUUCGCGGACUAAGGCCAUCAUGAAGAUUGCUAUUGUUUGGGCAAUUUCGAUAGGUGUGUCAGUUCCUAUCCCAGUGAUAGGACUGAGAGAUGAAGAGAAAGUGUUCGUCAACAACACCACCUGCGUGCUGAACGACCCGAAUUUCGUUCUCAUUGGGUCCUUCGUCGCGUUCUUCAUCCCGUUGACGAUCAUGGUGAUUACGUACUGCCUGACGAUCCACGUUCUUCGCCGGCAAGCUCUGAUGUUACUGCACGGCCACAUCGAGGAACCACCUGGAAUAAACUGGAACUUUCUGAAGUGGUGCAGGAGGAACGCCGCGGAGGAAGAGAACCCGGCCAACCCUCACCAGGAUGCGAACCCAGGCAGAAGGAAGAAGAAAGAGCGACGCCCCAGGGGCACCAUGCAAGCCAUCAACAACGAACGGAAAGCGUCCAAAGUCCUCGGCAUUGUUUUCUUUGUGUUUCUGGUUAUGUGGUGCCCGUUUUUCAUUACCAAUAUUCUGUCGGUUCUGUGCGGGAAGGCCUGUAACCAAAAGCUCAUGGAAAAGCUUCUGAAUGUGUUUGUUUGGAUUGGCUACGUCUGUUCAGGAAUUAACCCUCUGGUGUACACGCUUUUCAACAAAAUUUACCGAAGGGCUUUCUCUAACUAUCUGCGCUGCAAUUAUAAGGCAGAAAAGAAACCUCCGGUGAGACAGAUGCCCAGAGUGGCUGCUACUGCUUUGUCAGGGAGAGAGCUUAACGUUAACAUUUACCGGCAUACCAACGAACCCGUGCUUAAGAAAGCUAAUGACAAUGAGCCCAGUAUAGAGAUGCAAGUGGAGAAUUUGGAGCUACCAGUUAACCCCUCCAGCGUGGUUAGUGAAAGGAUCAGCAGCGUGUAAUGAGCAGGGUGCAAGCAGCACAGUCUUUCCCUAUGGCAAAGCUACAAAUGUAGGGAAAGGUCUUAGAAUUCUUCUGUCGGUCAUAACUAAUGUAAAUAUCGUUGUCUGAUAAAGUGUUUUGUAUAUAGCUUUGCAACACUGUACUUUACAAUCAUGCACACAACCGUGAGAUUUAGGGUUCUAUAUUUACUGUUUAUAAUAGAUUGAGAAUAACUUAUUUUGAUUAUUUAAUGCAUAAAAUGUUGAUGUUUCUGCUAUCCCUCCCUUCCUAUUGCCUUCCCUCCUUCUCCCUCUUUCUUUCGUUCUCUCUCUCUUUCUCUCUCUCUUUUUCUUUUGGGCAUAAGGAAAUGUUGAUGUUGAUCUCAGGUGGCAUUUGCAGGAGACCAGAAUGAUG